AAAAAUCUGUUGACCCCUUUGUCUUGAGGAAAGAUUCAUUCAAAUAUAAAGGAAGGCAUCAAGGGAACUCAGUCAUUCUGACCUGCGCCGUCAUGAAUGCGCUCAUCACCCUCUGUCUCUGCGCCUUAGCCGCAAAUAUUGCCGGGACAUUUGCUCAAAGAAGCGAGGAUAAGGACUGCCCGGGACCUUUGAAGUUUUACAGAGAGAUCGGAUGCAAUCCUGUGUACGACUCCUCUGACGAUAAAUGUGCGGCUAAAUUCGAGUGUAAGAGUAUCGAUAAUCGUUCACCAGACAAGUGCUACUUUGGUGGCAAGGAGACCAACGUUGGGGAGGGACUUUCUGAUGAGGAUAGAGCCCCGUGCGAUCACUGCACUUGUGCCAAAAGGGGAAAUCAUGCAGGAUUUGUUUGUGCGAUCGUCGACUGCUACCACCCGAAUCCUCGCCCAGGAUGCUAUCAACAGCGAAACGCGACCCAGUGCUGCCCUGGGUUCACUUUAAUAUGUCCUAACGAUCCACGAGACAUCCCCACGUGCGAAGUUGAUGGUAAGGUUUACAAGGACGGAGAGUACUUCCAACCCUCCUCGGAGCCGAACAAAAGGUGCUUCUGCGGUCCCGGAUAUAAAGGACAAAAUAUCGCUCCAUUCUGUAUCUCCAAGGCGAGGGUUGAAUGUCGGACUGAACUCCGAUAUAGUCGAGAAGUUGCUGGAAGAUGUGCUCCUGUGUACGAAGCCGAUCAAUCACCUCAGACGUCUUGCACUACAAAAUUCCGAUGUCAAACACCGAACGAUAGGGUCUUACGCAUAGACGGCCCCAAACCCGAAGGCGUCUCAUGUAAAUUCGGCGAUCUGUCCAUGAAUUAUGGUGACGAGCUCAGCAUCGGUGAUGACGCGAAUGCAAAAUGUGUCAAGUGCCGCUGCGAGGUAUCACCUACACCCACGUGUCAACGUCUACCGCGAGACAAGUGCCAAUGAUUAUGUUCUGAGACUGUCAAAAAUCAUGUUCACAAUUUUUUAAUGCGUCGGCUGAUUAAUUGUAAAGGGGAUUAUGGAUGAAAUAAAAUUACUGAGUGGGACAUAA
Messenger RNA from Diachasmimorpha longicaudata, 1077 nucleotides. RefSeq lists its product as uncharacterized. Lineage: Eukaryota; Metazoa; Arthropoda; Insecta; Hymenoptera; Braconidae. The coding region runs from base 93 to 971 and encodes 292 amino acids. The transcript is spliced from 6 exons. The record is from RefSeq and is a predicted model, not a curated record.